This is a messenger RNA of Acanthaster planci (crown-of-thorns starfish), 2173 nucleotides long. RefSeq names its product isocitrate dehydrogenase (NAD(+)) 3 catalytic subunit alpha (gene idh3a). The record is from RefSeq and is a predicted model, not a curated record. Gene Ontology annotation, biological process: tricarboxylic acid cycle; isocitrate metabolic process. NCBI's taxonomy places the organism in Eukaryota, Metazoa, Echinodermata, Asteroidea, Valvatida, Acanthasteridae. Gene Ontology annotation, cellular component: mitochondrion. Gene Ontology annotation, molecular function: isocitrate dehydrogenase (NAD+) activity; NAD binding; magnesium ion binding.
UUUGCAUUCAUUCAAUUUCAAGAUGGCGCUUCGCACGCUCAGUGCAAGUUAUGGGCCUAUAUGGAGAUGUGCGGCACCAAGUAUCAGACGGCUUGUUGGAAGAAGGCACUUUUCACAAGAGCCAACAACUGUUACGCUAAUUCCAGGAGAUGGAAUCGGGCCAGAAAUAUCAGCUUCUGUUCAACAAAUAUUUGCAGCUGCACAAGUUCCGGUUGUCUGGGAGUCGGUGGAUGUGACGCCAGUCCGCGGUCCGGACGGCAAGACCAGGAUUCCCCCCGAGGCCAUCGACAGCAUGGGCCGAACCAAGCUGGGCUUGAAGGGCCCCCUGGCUACACCUGUCGGCAAGGGUCACAUGAGCCUCAACCUGGCUCUGCGCAAGGAGUUCAGUCUCUACGCCAAUGUCAGACCCUGCAAAUCGAUAGAAGGUUACAAGACUCCAUAUGAUAAUGUGGAUUUGGUGACAAUCCGCGAGAACACGGAAGGGGAAUACAGUGGUAUUGAACAUAUGAUUGUCGACGGGGUGGUCCAGAGCAUCAAACUCAUCACCGAGCCAGCCUCCAGGCGAGUAGCAGAGUUUGCUUUCGAGUUUGCCAAGAGCAACAAUAGGCAGACGGUCACUGCAGUCCACAAGGCUAACAUCAUGAGGAUGUCCGAUGGUCUGUUUCUCCAGUGCUGUCGAGAGGAAGCAGAGAAGCAUAGGGAAGUCAAAUUCCGGGAGAUGUAUCUAGACACAGUCUGCCUCAAUAUGGUGCAGGAUCCCACUCAGUUUGAUGUGCUGGUUAUGCCCAAUCUCUAUGGGGAUAUCUUAAGUGAUUUGUGCGCCGGUUUGGUGGGCGGACUCGGCGUAACGCCAAGCGGCAAUAUUGGAGCUGGCGGGGUGGCAAUUUUUGAAUCGGUUCACGGCACUGCCCCAGACAUUGCCGGCCUGGACAAGGCCAACCCAACGGCGUUGCUCCUCAGCGCGGUCAUGAUGCUCAGGCACAUGAGUUUGACUGAGCAAGCCGACCAGAUAGAGUCUGCUGCCCUCGCCGUCAUCAAGGGGGGCAAGGUGCUAACAGGUGAUUUGGGUGGGAAGGCCAGCUGUUCAGAAUUCACCAGAGCCAUCUGCGAUCACCUAGCCUGAUAACGAGCUUGCUCAGUUGCCCCUUCAGUAUCUACAAUGUAUCCCACGUCUCAGGAUUCGCAGAGGUAGUUCUAGACAGUUACGUAGGCAAUGAAUGGAUCCCCCCCAAGUAGUUGUUGGUCACUAAUUUCCCCCCUCCAAAAAGAGACACAAUUCCUUUUUUGCAAAGUGUUGGUAAGAAAAACAAUAGGUUGCUACCUUCAUGGGCUCCACUCUGAACUAAAGAGGGGACUUUUAACCACGCUCGUCCGUUACCUACAUGCACCUGGCAUGGACUUUCAUUGUGUUCAUGUAGUUCAGAAAACUCUGUGAAAAUACUCAUGCCUCUAAAUCUGUGUUCCAGAAAGGGGGGCUGGUAUUCAUGUGUGAACAGGGCUUAGUCAACACAAACUGCUUAACGAGGACAUGUUACUCUUCACGGGUCAGACAAUGGUUAGGUGUGCAUUACGCUGAUCCCAUAGCGUGAUCAUGACCUCACUGCCAAUGCACGAGUGUUCUCCUGGCCUGGUCGAGCGUGUACUCUUGCUCACUCAUGCAUCAUACUCCUGUUUGUACACUCAUGAGUAUACUCGCGUCGAUGCGGGCAGCACACUCAAACACUGCCCAAGUGUCGGUUGUCGCCUCGCAUGUUUGUCAAGGGCAGGGGGGGAGAUUUACCUUCUGGAGCCCAUACACCUGGCAUGAAAACAACUGCCUCUAUACCACCCCAUCACAAGAGUGACUCCAGCGUUUUGAGUAAACUGUCGUUUACCUUGUUGUAAACCUUAUUGUUUCACGUAGUUCUGAACACGACUGAAUCACAUUUUUUGAAUAGAGUUGCCUGUUGCCAGGCAACGGCUGAGAGGCUAACCUUGCAAACAAGGAAAUAUACAAAACAACCUGUCUUGUAAAAAAAUUGUACAGUGGCCAGAUGAUGGUGUGGAGAUUUGAUCUACCCUUCUGACUUAAAUAAAGUUUUGCAAUAUGUUCCAAGCCUAGGCCGUUUUCCAAUACUCAACUUCGGCUCCGUCUCAAGCUUCAUCUGUUUUUUUACUACCUGACUUUGAAGCU